CCAUUACCUUCCAAUCCGACAGAGGGGGAGUCUGUGGUAAGGUGGCGUAUCGUCUCUCUCCGCGUGCCCCCUCCUCGCCGUUUACAUGUGGAAAAAGAGAGAAAGAAAAAAAAGAAAAAAGCACAUAGCUACAGAAAGGUUUACUCCGGUUUUGGAUGAGGGGCACGGACACCGAGGCACGAUCCGCGGUGAUGGACCUAAGGAAUAUUUAACAUCAAACAUGGACAAUACAGGCUCCCCGCGAUGACUGUGCUCUAGCCCCUGGUGCUGUGAGGAGCUCUGCCUCGUGGACACAAUUUAGGAGCAUCAGCCCUCUUUUAUCCCUUAUUUCCCCAUAACCCCUUCCCUUCCUCACCCUCCGCCAAUCCCAGCCACCCACAGAAUGGCUUACCCGUAGAUACUCCUUCCUCUUGCAUAUGUAACACACAGGAACACAUGAGCAUUCUGAUCACAUACCAUGCAGGUUGGGACUUUAUGGGAAGACAAGUGAGCAAAGACGUACAGAGAAAAAACAUAAAGGCAAUAAACAGAAAAAUAUGCAGACCAAAGGAAUGAUAUUUUUGGAAAACUGAAGAUGUAAAGAUUUAUAUUUUGUACAUCAAACAUUUAGUACAAUCUUAUAAAAAGGCACAGACAUUUUGCAUGCACAAUCCCCAUUUAGUUUUCUUAAUAAACUUGACACACACGCCACAAUCUCAUGAUGAUGUGCGAGGUGAUGCCCACCAUUUCUGAGGAUGGGCGAAGUGGGACUGGUGGGGGCCCUUCCUCACCUGCCGGGGCAGGAGUCGGAGGAACCGGAGGUGUGAUCGGAGGUGCAGGCUUCAGUGGGAGGGAGGCCAGAAGCGGAGGAGACGAAGGAGGCAGCACGGGGAACCUGGAGUCGUUAAUGGUCAACAUGCUGACAGAGAGGGAGAGGCUGCUGGAGAACCUGAGGGAGACACAGGAUUGCCUGGGAACGGCUCAGCUCCGCCUCCGCGAGCUCGGCCACGAAAAGGAGUCACUUCAGAGGCAGUUGUCAAUCGCUCUGCCACAGGAGUUUGCUGUGUUGACUAAAGAGCUGAACGUUUGCCGGGAGCAGCUUCUGGAGAGGGAGGAGGAGAUUGCUGAGCUCAAGGCGGAGAGAAACAACACACGUUUGUUGCUGGAACACCUGGAGUGCCUGGUGUCUCGCCAUGAGCGCAGUCUUAGGAUGACGGUGGUGAAAAGACAAGCUCAGUCCCCGGCAGGGGUCUCCAGUGAGGUGGAGGUCCUUAAGGCCCUCAAGUCUCUGUUUGAGCACCACAAGGCUUUGGAUGAGAAGGUUCGAGAGAGGCUCCGUGUGGCCCUCGAGAGGGUGUCUGUGUUAGAGGACCAACUUGCAGCAUCUUCUCAAGAGGUAAUCUCUUUAAGAGACCAAAUUAAAAGACGUCAACAAGGGGUGGACGGCGGGAAAGAUCGACUACCCAAUGGUCCCUCCACUGGCCUAGAAGAUAGCGAGCUGGAGAGACAGCGAGAAGGAGAGAUAGAGCGGCAGAGAGCUGAACUCUCCCAGCUGAGGGAGAGGUUGGCCCUCAUGUGCCGGCAAGUUGGGGAAAUAGAGGAACAGCUUGCGGCCGCCAGGAGGGAGGUGACGAAGUCGGAGGAGGCCAAUCAGAAGCUCCAAAGGGAAGUGAAAGAGGCCCUUUGCCAAAGGGAGGACAUGGAGGAAAGGAUUACAACACUAGAACGCAGGUACCUCAGCGCCCAGAGGGAGGCGACUUCUCUCCAUGAUAUCAAAGACAAGCUGGAAAAUGAGCUGGCCAGCAAGGAAUCACUGCACAGACAGAGUGAAGAGAAGAACAGACAGCUACAGGAACGUCUAGAUGAAGCCAAGCAGAAGCUGCAGCAGACCCUACAGAGGGCAGAGACACUGCCUGAGAUCGAGGCCCAGCUUGCCCAAAGGGUUGCUGCUCUCAACAAGGCGGAGGAGCGGCAUGGAAACUUUGAGGAGCGACUACGGCAAAUGGAAGCUCAACUCGAGGAGAAGAACCAAGAGCUGCAGAGGGCGAGGCAGAGGGAGAAGAUGAAUGACGAACACAACAAACGCCUCUCAGAUACAGUGGACAAGCUUCUGUCUGAGUCCAAUGAGAGACUGCAGCUCCACCUCAAAGAGAGGAUGGCGGCACUAGAGGAGAAGAAUGCUCUUUCAGAGGAACUGUCCAAUAUGAAGAAAAUCCAGGAUGAUCUUAUAGCUAAUAAGGUAUUCACUUUUUCAGCAGUGUUAUCAGUUUAUUCUCGUGUUCUCUCACUUCCCUCCACCCUUUUUCGACGAUCUCUUCCAGGGAGCUCCUCGGAGCUGCGGUACCCCCAGGGUGGGGGCUCACUCCCGUCCGGCUACAGCAACUCCUCUAGUGGGGUGGUGGUCAGGCGCACACACCGAGGCCGGUGGGGGCCACCUAGAGACGAUAGUAACAAGUAUGGAGAGUGGGACAGCGGCACUAUGCUCGGUCACGGGUUUGAGGGUGGGGAGGGAGGCUGCUCUGACGACGAGGACGACAGGGAGACUCUGUUUGGAUCGGAGCUGCUCUCUCCCAGCGGACAGACAGAUGUACAGACUUUAGCCAUCAUGCUACAGGAGCAACUGGAGGCCAUCAAUAAAGAGAUAAAGCUGAUUCAGGAGGAAAAGGAGAGCACAGAGCUGAGGGCAGAAGAGAUUGAGAGCAGAGUCAGCAGCGUGGCCCUUGAUGCCCCACCUCUUCCAGCCUCCUCGCUGGGAGGACGGGACAGCGUUGGCAGGGGUUACAUGACUCCCUCAAUCACCUCCUCCACAUUGGCGUCUCCCUCACCACCCAGUUCUGGACAUUCCACCCCCCGCCUGCCACAUUCCCCUGCCAGGGAGACUGACAGACAGAAUAGCAAAGAUGGUGAAGAAUGCAGAGCACUUGCCCUGAUUGACUCCACCCCUCCUCCUGUCCCUCGAGCCCUACGAUUGGACCGAAUGACACACACUCACCCCGGGGCAGGCCUCGAUGACCUCCGUGAAUUUCGCAGUCUCUCUGCUGACGGUUCCACCACUGCUAGCCAGGAUUCCCUCCACAAAGCCAGCAAAAAGAAAAGCAUUAAGUCAUCUAUCGGUCGUCUCUUUGGCAAAAAGGAAAAGGGGAGGAUCGGUGCACCUGGGCGGGAAUCUGCCUCACUGGCCUCCACACCCUCUGAUGACCUGGGUUCAGCUGACCCCUUAGGCCUGGCUAAACUUGGGACGGGAACAGUUGAAAAAGACCGCCGCAGCAAAAAGAAGCAUGACCUGUUAGAGGAAGCCUGUCGUCAGGGUCUGCCUUUCGCCUCAUGGGAUGGCCCGACUGUUGUUACAUGGCUUGAGCUGUGGGUAGGGAUGCCAGCAUGGUAUGUGGCAGCGUGCCGUGCCAACGUGAAGAGCGGCGCCAUUAUGGCUAAUCUGUCGGACACAGAGAUCCAGAGGGAGAUCGGCAUCAGCAACCCUCUACACCGCCUCAAACUCCGCCUAGCCAUCCAGGAAAUGGUCUCCCUCACUAGUCCGUCUGCACCUGCAAGCACCCGCUCUUCAACCAGUAAUAUUUGGAUGACACAUGCCGAGAUGGAGUCUCUCACUGCUGCUACCAAGCCAGAGCAGAAGGAGUUCAGCUGGGACCAGAUCCUGGCCUAUGGAGACAUGAACCACGAGUGGGUGGGAAACGAAUGGCUGCCCAGCCUGGGUCUGCCCCAGUACCGCUCCUACUUCAUGGAGUCACUGGUGGAUGCCCGAAUGCUUGAUCACCUCACCAAGAAAGAACUGAGGGGCCAGCUGAAGAUGGUGGACAGUUUCCACAGGGUGAGUCUUCACUAUGGUAUCAUGUGCUUGAAGCGCUUGAACUAUGAUAGGAAGGAGCUGGAGAGGAGGAGGGAUGAGAGUCAACACCAUAACCUAGAUGUAAUGGUGUGGUCCAAUGAGCGAGUGAUGUGUUGGGUGCAGGCUAUCGGUCUGAAAGAAUUUGCCGACAACCUUUUAGAAAGCGGGGUGCACGGGGCCCUCCUGGCGCUAGAUGACACCUUUGACUACACUGACUUGGCCCUCCUCCUCCAGAUACCCAAUCAAAACACACAGGCGAGGCAGCUCCUAGAGAAGGAGUACAAUGGUCUCAUCUCCAUGGGAACAGAGAGGAGGCCAGAUGAGGACGGCACAAAAACAUUUACACGGUCACCAUCAUGGAGGAAGAUGUUCCGAGAGAAGGACCUCCGUGGCGUGACCUCUGACUCCUCGGAAACAUUACCUGCCAACUUCCGUGCCUCCGCCAUCUCGACCCCCUCCGUCACCCUGAGAAAAGUUCAGAGCGAAGUAGGUCCGAGAGGAGAGUCAGGCUCCGUGAGAACAUAUUCCUGCUAAAAGAUAAGCACACCAGAACCCCACCUCUAUCCUAGCCCAAGGGGAAAAAAACACAUUUUUGAAGAAAAAAACCUAUG
Messenger RNA from Perca fluviatilis (European perch), 4434 nucleotides. Its product is annotated as liprin-alpha-3-like. Bases 698 to 4357 code for a protein of 1219 amino acids. Lineage: Eukaryota; Metazoa; Chordata; Actinopteri; Perciformes; Percidae. Gene Ontology annotation, molecular function: protein binding. The record is from RefSeq and is a predicted model, not a curated record. Gene Ontology annotation, biological process: synapse organization. Gene Ontology annotation, cellular component: presynaptic active zone. The transcript has 31 exons.